Molecule: messenger RNA, 1867 nt
Organism: Mytilinidion resinicola
Lineage: Eukaryota; Fungi; Ascomycota; Dothideomycetes; Mytilinidiales; Mytilinidiaceae
Exons: 1
Coding region: 117-1421 (434 amino acids)
Source: RefSeq, a predicted model, not a curated record
CUACCUCAUUCUUGUUUCACAGUCCUCUCAGUCCAUUUGCUCUUGAUGUAGCAACCUGGCUGACCUCUCAAGACAACCCGGAAACGCCUCGUGUACGCAAAUCAGUAACGUGGGCAAUGCCGGUUACCCAUGAAUAUAUACUUCUAGAUCAGGAUACAGUUCAAACGGCUGCAAGUUGGCAGUCAUACUUUCCCCACGCCCACAGCUUGAUGACCUUACAGUCCUCUGCCGACACUAUUAAUCGCCUUCUCCCGAAUACUCAAGCUAGCAGGUCCGAGAUCCUUGUCGCACCAUUAGCCAGAGCUCAGCCCCAUCGCGAAGCACUCAGAAGAGAAGGUAUCUCCUUCGAGCUCGAUUCCCGCAGUUCUAUGAUGCAGCGUAUAAUCCAAAGCUCAACCAUAACGCAGAGACCAGCUCUAAACGCCUUCGAACACUACCUCAAUAAAACACUCCUAACAGCCGCCCAAAAGGAAUCAAUCCUCGUCAAACAGCGUGAGAUUGCCACCAGCAACGACAAUCCCUUAGGCACCUUCGAACGCUAUAUCAUCAAACCGAUCAUUGGUCCACUGACAUCAUCCGCUCCAAAAGAGCUACCCUCCGAGACACAGCACGAGAUCAGUACAACUCCCAGCCAAGCCCUUGACGACCCUUCAGACCCCUCAAUCCAACCCCAACCCAACAAGUUUGAACAGCAAAUCGCCCGCCUGAUCUACAACUCCGUCCUCGCCAAAGUGGAGAGCUGGGAAGCCGAAACCGCCGCAGGCAAAUCCCUCUCUGAGAUCUGGGACGCAGAGAGGGCAGAGAGAGCCGAGAAAGCCGCCAGGAAGCGAGUGAAGAGAUACUCGCGGCAUUCGAACAAGAUCAUGGAUAAGAUGGACCCCAGGGUGCAUCGGCUGCAUUCUUCCUCCCCUUGCCCGAACGAGGACUGUACGGAAAGUCCACCGAGCAUGCUAUCUACUUUCAAGACCUUGUUCGGCACUAUCAAGGAGUGGUCGAAAGUGCCAAGGAUUAGAUGGGGCUGCUACCUCAUGUCGACGCUGGUGGUUCCGAUCCCGAUCCCAGGAGUACUGUUGGUGCUUGAGGCGGUGCAGUGGGGUGGGUGGCAGGUAUGGGAUGAUGAGUUUUGGGAUGCUAUGGUGGAGCUGAUGAUGGGGCAGGUGGAGGAGGAGAGAGGGACCGUAGAGCAGACGUCGAUGCUGUUGCCGCCCCUGGAAAGCCUCAAAGAGGAGGAUGAGAUCGAUGAGGAGGAGCAGAAGACAUCGAUGGUAUCGCCCCCUUCAGAGAGCCUCAUAGUUGAAGGUGUGGAUGAGGGUGUGGAUGAGGUUGCGGAGGAGGCUGCGAAGGAGGUCGUGAAGGUGGGGGAGAGGGAGUUGGGAGAAGAUGUAGAAGAGGAGGAAGUGCCGACUAAACUACCUUUGUAGGACAGGACGCAAAGGCGGAGGCGCAGUACACUGAACGACACCCUCCCUCGCCCUUGAUUGGAGGGGGCCAUCCCUGAGACUAUCCAAGUUCUAUAGACUCCCUAAUACCUACCUCUUGAUCUGCGAGAUGGGAAGUCUUAUACCUUACCUGCCUUUCAGCACUAUCUAGAACUAUCCCUGACAGCGUCAUCCACUCCCUAUACUCCCUAUUUUUCGUCAUUCCAUUCGUGAGGUGUGAAAUUUUACUUGCUAUUCAGAGUUUUUGGGCUGCUUUGGAGAACUCCUAGUAGCAGCGAUUCGAGUUCGGCGGUACGCACAGAUGGCUGACUUGCUGUACGUAUAUUCUGCUAGAGGACUUCAAGCGGUGGUAGAAAGUGUACACAAGCGUAGAAUCAGUGUGUUGUAUCAGUAUAGAAAAUUUUAAAACAGAAUUACAGAUUCAUGAA